This is a messenger RNA of Myotis davidii, 3051 nucleotides long. It is a transcript of the gene SYCP2L, whose product is annotated as synaptonemal complex protein 2 like. Lineage: Eukaryota; Metazoa; Chordata; Mammalia; Chiroptera; Vespertilionidae. The transcript is spliced from 31 exons. The record is from RefSeq and is a predicted model, not a curated record.
AUGCAGGCGGUGAGUGACACCGGGGAACCCCGGCGCCUUUUAGCCCCGGCCUCCUCCCCGCGGUUCAAGAGGGGCGCCAGGGCGCGCGGUGCGGGCGCAGAGCCUCCCGUGCACGCCCGUUCACUGGCUCCGGCCACCGCGCCCCAGCCGCCGCGGGAGGAGCCCUUCGGGGAACGUUUGGGCGCUUCCACCGCUUUAGAUUUGCGUGGAGUUUAUUGGCAGCUUGCACGCGUUCCCACCUUGCUGCGUACGCAGCGCAGUGAUGUUAACCCGGCGGCCCGGGAGUGCGGUUCCGAGCGCUGGGACUUCAGCCAGCCCCGGGGAAGUGAUAAUCCCGAAAACGCAACCCGGUGGGGUGUGGAUUGGCACUACCAGAGCCAGUACUUAUCAGCAUUUAUUGAACGGAAUGCACGGCUGCUUCAGUCACUUAUUAUUGAUGCAUUCCAUGGUAAAGGAUUUCAGAAAAUAAAAGAAUAUUUUCAACAGAGAGGGAGCCACAUUCCUCAAAAAUAUAAUCAUCUUGAAUUAUACCAUCUUGACAAAUCUAUAAAUAAGGAACUGGAUAAAAAUGAAUUUCAGCAUGUUUCACUGUUGCUGAAAUGUAUUCAGUGGUUCUUCAUUGAUGGUCUCAAAGAAGAUGAACCUUGGCUAGUUCAGCAUUGACUGAUCCCAAAGAUGGCUACCUGGUUUGAAAGAACAGUAGAAUUUCUGACCAUGGAAGAUCUCGCUUCAGACACAUCCCUGACUAAUGUCAUGGAAGACUUCUUUGACACAGUGCUGAUUAUUUCCAGAAGGAGUAGUAAAGGGAAAAUUCAGAUGUUGUAUUCCUUCAUGUUUACCUUAGGAUUUCUGGUGACAGAAAAGACAGUAAAUCAUUUGAUUCAACAAGAGGCUUUGAUGACUUUGAACAGCAUUUUGCAUGCUGUACCUUGGGAAGAGAGAAAACUCCCCUCAUCAGAAGACAGGUGUCAUCUCAUGAAAGAUUUUGCAAGAACAAUCUUGACUGUGGGUGAUUAUGGCCAGCAGGUUGCUCUUUCUGAAGCAUUGUGUAGACUGACAACUAAAAAAUCAAGGGAUGACCUUGUCCAUCAGUGGUUUGAGGAUGACGUCAUUGCUGAAGCUUUCAAAAAAAUUAAGGAUCACGAAUUUGAAACGGACAGUAGGCUGUUUCUCAAUUACCUAAACAACAGACUUGGUGACCAAAGAAGGGUCUAUUCAUUCCCAUGUAUUGCCGCUUUUGCUGAUUGGCAUGAGAUGAGAAAGCCAGCAGAUGAAAAAUUAGAGAAAUUUUGGAUUGAUUUCAACCUAGGAAGUCAGAGUGUAACUUUUUAUAUAGAGAGUACAGAGAGUGCUCUGUGGGACUCCGUAAGACUUUUGAAGGAAGCAGUGAUUAAUUUCAGCAUAAUAGAAACUGAAAAGAAAAAGAUGUUCAUCAUUUACUUGAAGCCUAUUAAUAUUGGAAACAAGGAAGUGAGGAAAGUAGAAAUUCAUUUUGAUUUGCAAUUCAACAUAUCACAAGCUUCCGUUAAAGCUUUAGGAGAAGACAAACAGAUAUUGUUUGACCAGAUAAAAAUCUCCACACAACUUCUUGAUAAGUUUGUAAAGGAAGAACCUGAGAGUCCUAUCAACCACAAAAGAGAGACAGACCAGGCAGAAGAAUCCACCAAGCUGGCAGAGUUAACACCUGCCGAAGCUGACUGCUGCCUAAUAACUAUCCCCUUAAACGACCAGUCUGAGCUUUCUCAAACAAAGAUAGCUGAUAGUUCGCCUGAAAAAUUGAAACUGGGUGAUAUGCAACAAGAAGUUCCUUCAAAACAUGAGCAUUCUUCAGAUUUACAAGAGCAAUCAGGAAAAAUCCUGGUUCCUAAAUUAAAAGAUAAAUCCAGGAAAGAAUCUACUUUCAAGGGUGCCAGAAAGCAAGAAAGAAGGAUGUCGAAGUUCAAUUACAGGAGACACCUCUUCUCGGAGAGUAAUCAAGAUUCAAGUUCUAGUGCUACUGUACUAUCUUGGGACAUUAACCAAGACAGGAAAUCCCUAAAACCAUAUCCUGGUAGAAGAAAGACAAGAACCAGAAGUAGCUUAAACAUCUUGCCGCUUUUCCCUCCCAGUCCUGCCAGUGAUCGUUAUAAAGACCAAGCUAAACUUUUAACACCAUUGUGGAAAGGUGCCUCCAGGCAAAACGACGCCACACAUCCAAAAAUUUCUGAAACAGAAUUUCAGGGUAGUUCUGCCCAUUUAAUUCCUGAAACCUCUGCCCAGAAAACAGAACUUACCGAGAGCCCCCACCCACCGAGCAGUGUCUCUUCACUGGAGCACUCAGAAGAACAGAAUGUAUCUAAGACUGUAAACGAAGACUCAUUGAUGAAAAGUGCUAACCUCAAACAUAAACUGGAAAACCUGGAAGACAGAGACAUGUUGGAUGGUAGUUUUGCUAAGUGGAAACAGUCAAAAGUGGAAGAGGAUGAUGCUCCAGGAUCACUUUCCUCCGUGAGAGAAGAAGCAGACUUGGCAGAAAACAUUUCUACUCCACCCCUGGCCGUUGUGCCGGAGAACUUGAAUAGCUCUGCUGUUAUCACAACCUUUGAGAACUUCACUAGAGAACUGGAAAGAAAAUGUGAGCUUAGGUACAGAAGGAGUGCACUUUAUUCAGAAUAUGCAAAGCAAGCACCGAGCUGCCUAAUAAAACUUUUAAACCAGAUACAUCACUGUAGGCUGAAUAAACUAGAACACUUUAACAAUAUUGUUCUUCGAGAGCUCACCAGCCUUGAGAAGGAUAUGCAGGCUCUGAAACACCUUGAGAAGGAUGUUCUGGAGUUUUGGGGGAAACAGGCCGCUGAUCUGAAAUCAUUCUGCGAUCUGCAAAUGCUGAGGGAGGAAAAUAUUGUCUUGGAAAUCAUCUCUGAGACUCUUUCACAAGCCCAUGACCACAAGUAUCCCAACUGUGAGGGACAUGGGCAGUUGAGCACCAAACUGCUACUGAAGGAGGCUGCCUCUGCCCACGAGGACGAGUCAGGGAAUGGCCGUGGGAAAGUGGUCUUCCUGUUUAUAUGA